AUGUCAGAGCAAGCACAAUGGGCCCCAGGCCCCAUGAGCAGGCCAAUGCAAAUGAACCAUGGAUCUUCAGGGAUUCCUCGGUUUUUGGGUGCCAUGUCUAGUCCUGAACCUGAUAUGAAAUGGGAAGACCUAGAGGCGCUGGAUGCGCCUCUCGGCCCAGAUGUGACUGAGCCUCUGGAAUCUGAUAUGAAAAGGGAAGACACAGAGGUGCUGGAUACGCCUCUCGGUCCAGAUGUGACUGAACCUCUUGAACCCCAUAUCCUAGAGACGACGGAUACGCAUAUGGAUGGCUAUCUCCCAGCCGGCGUUUUGGGCAAAUUCUCCUCUAAGCCCCGCUACCCAGACUCCGAGAUAGCGCUGCUAGAAAAUCACGGAUGGAUCCGAACACGCUUUCUUGGCAGCAGCAACAAUGUACAAGUUUUCGUGCUGCCGAACGCGCAGCAAAAUAAACCCAUUAAAAAAAGGAAAAGAGGGGAAACCGAAAAUAAUCUCCUAACCCAUCUCAAACUGGUCAUGUCUAUGAUAGACAACUCCUCUGAAGCAUGGAACGGCUUGGUUGAUGCCCAUGCUGGUCUAAUUGCCAACACUCAGCCCGAUAGCGGCGAAGAAGAUUCCCUGUAUUACAUAUUCAAUACGCUGCAAGAACCCGCUCUGGACUUGGAUCGCCUAACAGAUUUGCACUCCCGGGACGCUAUGGAGGCAUUGCUUGGUGAUUCGGUUCUAGGUCUUAAAACACAGCUUCAUCCGUUUCAGCGCGAAUCUGCUGUUGUGAUGGUGCAGCGGGAGGCAGAGCCGGCGCUAGCGCUUGAUCCGAGAUUCCAGCCUUGGCGGGGUCCGACUGGGUUGGAGUUCUAUUACAACAAAGACUCUGGGAGCAUUUUGAGGGACAAGAUAUUGUAUCCCGAGGCUUGUGGAGGGAUUUUGGCAGAGUCCAUGGGAUGUGGGAAAACCCUCAUCAGUCUUGCUGUGAUAUUGGCUACGCGGGGACAUUUUCCCCAAAUCCCGGUGGAGUAUCAAACACUCGAAAACCCGAUUAGGAGCAAGACUGGAACAUUAAUGGAAAUGGCUGCUGCUGCUGCUGGUCGCUUUUCCCUGCCUUGGAAGGACUUCUUUGACCGGCAGCUGGAAACAAAACAGAAAAAUUACGAUAAUUGUAGGAAGGCCUGUAUGGCCCAGAGUGGUUCCUACAUGAUACCGGCGAAACGCGACAAUCAAAGGUCUACAUCGGGGUACGCCGAGCCGGCGGAGCACAUUCGUCUCUGCUCUGGUACACUCGUUAUUGUCCCGGAAAACUUGAUGGACCACUGGGAACGUGAGAUCGCUACUCACACCAGCGAUCUGAAACUCUUAGUACUGCGAACGAAGGACACGACACCAUCAACGGACGAACUUCUGAACUUUGAUAUUGUGAUGUUCUCCAAAGGCCGAUGCAGCAAAGAGAAAGCAACCCGCAACAGUCGUGCGCAGAAGUCGGAUGCCCCUAUUCUCGAUCUUCACUGGUUGCGAGUUAUUGUCGACGAAGGGCACAACCUUGCGGGUAAAACAACGGAAAUGGUCGACUUUCUAAGAAAACUGAAAUUUGAACGCCGCUGGAUGAUCUCGGGAACUCCUCUCUCGGAAAUGUAUGGAGUGGAACUUAGCAUUGCUUCACAGGAAGUGGGCACAGACGACACUGAAUCGUCACCCGACGAUCACGCCGGCUCCAUCCCUCAAACCCGCAGAAAGGGGGGCAAUGAAGACCCGGACUUGAGGAAAUUGGGCGACAUGGUUCAUAAUUUCUUCAAGCUCAUGCCUUGGGCCAACAAUCCUAAAGAAUGGGCAUGCUACACAAAAACGGUGGGUAAAGAUGGCAUUUCUCGAAAAUCUCCAUCUCUACGUGCGACCCUCCAGGGUCUGGUUGUGCGACACCGGUACGAAACGGUCAAAAAAGAGAUCACUCUUCCACCACUGUAUAACAAAGUGGUCUACCUUGAACCAACUUUCUACGACAGGCUAUACAUCAACAUGUUCCUGUUUACACUCGCAGUCAACGCCAUUACAUCUGAACGUGAAGGUCCCGACUAUAUGUUCUAUGAGGGUGACGAAAAGAACAAGAAAAACAAAAAUAAAAACAAGCUCACUGAGUUGAUACAAAACUUACGUCUGGCUGGAUUUUGGUGGGCUGGCAAUGAUGAUGUCCAAAGCACUGUCGACAUUGCCCUAGAAUAUCUGGAAAAAAACCAAGAGAAGAUGACAGUAGCGGAUUUCAACCAAUUGAAACAGGGCAUCCAGAUCGGACGAAAGGCAAUUAAUUCUCCUGGCUGGAAUGGAUUCAAAAGGAUGCAUGAGCUUGGAGUCUUCGUUCGACAUUUCCCAGAGCAUGCUCGCAACAUGUGGGCCCUUGAUGCCACAGACACCGACCACGAGCCUCUGCUCAUGGGUAUGACCCAAGCCCGUCGCGCGCAGGAAUUUGUAAUGAACCGUCUUCGCAUGUCUGAUCCCGCCGAUGGACUCGCAGGAGAGGGUAUCAAAGUUCGUCGGGAGCUAGUUCGACACAGCCAGACAGCUACUUCAAAAAAGAAAGACAAAGAUCAAACUUUGGACUUCUACACUCUCCCGGAAACUUCGCCCUUGAAACAAACGAAGCUGGAAGGAGUAGCAUCGGCCAAGCUUCGGUACUUGUUGGACCAAGUGCUGAAGUUCCAAAAAACCGAGAAAAUCAUCAUCUUCUAUGAACACGACAAUGUCGCUUCCUGGGUCGAACAGGGCCUAGACUUAAUAGCAGUCAAAUUCCGCACCUACGCCAGUACCGCAAGCAUGGGAUCCAACGUCAAAACCGAGAGUCUGAGUGAAUUCCGCGAAACCGACGAAGUCCGCGUUCUGCUGAUGAGCGUCAAACAAGCCUCGCAUGGCCUCCACAUCCCCGAAGCCUCGCGGAUGUACAUCGUCAACCCGAUCUGGGAACGCAACGUGGAAAGCCAAGCCAUCAAACGAGCCCACAGAAUCGGCCAGAAAAGACCAGUCUACGUUGAAACCCUCGUCCUUGGCGACACCCUCGAAUACCGGAUGCUCAACCGCAGCAAAAACAUGACCGCCGAGGAGACAAAACACGCAGGAAAUGACCCGCUUCAAGAUAGUACCAUGAGCGAUAUCAUCAAGAACGAGCCCUUUUUGCCCAUGCCCGACGAGGCUUCGGCCGGUAUGGCCCCGCUGACACAUCCACUCGGGCUAUUUGAUCGGCAUAAAUUGCCGAUUCCCGAUAAAGAGAAGGUCCGUGCGUCUAAGUCAUCGGGGCAGAAACGGCCUCGGGUUUUGGAGUCCGAUGCCGAUUCCAAUUCGAAUGGCGUUAAGGGGCCAUCGGCCCAGCGGCGACGGAUUGGGUUUGUGGAGAAUGAUCAGGUCAUGGGUGAUGGUGUCGUGGAUGCGGUUCCUAAGCCGCUGCGGCCCGUGCCCGGGGUGAAUUCGGCUUCUGAGGCUGGGGUCCCUAUCUCUGGACCUUCACGGACUGGCUUUGCGAGGCUUGGGAUGGUUAUUGGAGGUGGCGAUGGAGCAUCUGGGGCAUCUGGUCAAGUGCGAUUCAUGCCGAUGCACCGGGUGGUAGAUUUUACCGGGGACGGUGUUGAUAAGCCGCCCUCGUUGUUCGGGCCGUCCCGGCCAUGA
This is a messenger RNA of Penicillium verrucosum, 3639 nucleotides long. Its product is annotated as DEAD/DEAH box helicase. The transcript is spliced from 2 exons. Bases 1 to 3639 code for a protein of 1212 amino acids. NCBI's taxonomy places the organism in Eukaryota, Fungi, Ascomycota, Eurotiomycetes, Eurotiales, Aspergillaceae. Gene Ontology annotation, molecular function: ATP binding; ATP-dependent chromatin remodeler activity. The record is from RefSeq and is a predicted model, not a curated record.